Molecule: messenger RNA, 1163 nt
Organism: Vitis riparia (riverbank grape)
Lineage: Eukaryota; Viridiplantae; Streptophyta; Magnoliopsida; Vitales; Vitaceae
Exons: 10
Coding region: 131-922 (263 amino acids)
Cellular component (GO): chloroplast membrane
Source: RefSeq, a predicted model, not a curated record
UGACAAACCAGGGAAGUUCAGGAUUAAAAUGGCAGGAGUGUGCGUCAUGUUUUGAUGUGGUGUCUCCUAUCAAAACCCUAAAACCUCACAGCUUCCAACGGCUCCUUCUUCUCCACACAAUACAGUAGCAAUGGCUAUGGCCUUCUCAAAUGUCUUUCAAUGCCCCAAACCACAAUUUUUUCGCCAGACUUGCAAUUUCAAAGCCUCUUUUUCAUCUUCGCCCGCUUCGUUUCUCAGGUUUUCCAGAACAAUGCCACAGAGUAGAAGGAUAAUUUAUGCUGCUGCUUCUGCUGCAGGAAGUUCUACUCCAGACAGUGACUUAAACCCAUAUGAGGUUCUUGGUGUGAGUCCCAUUGAGGGAUUUGAUAUGAUCAAGGCAGCAUAUACAAGAAAACGCAAGGAGGCUGAGAGGAAAGGUGAUGAAGCAACUGCUGCCCGUUUGGAGAAGGCUUAUGACAAAGUCAUGAUGGCACAACUAACAAAUCGGAAGAAGGGCAUGACCUUUGGUUCAUUUAAGGUCUCAAAGGAUGUCAAAUAUGCAGAUAAGCAGCCAAUUGUACCAUGGGCUCCCAGGUUCACAAAGUCUAGCGUGAAUGAUAUGCGCAUCAACAUGGCAAUAUCUGCUGUAUUUACAGCUUGGAUUCUUAUCAAGCGCAAUGCUGAAUGGAAACCGUUGCAGUUUUUAGCUUUUGCUUAUGUUUAUCGGAUUUUUGAGAAGUUGAAAGCCUUUGAACCACCUGUGUCUCCAACAUUUACAGAAGAUGGUGAAGAUGAGGGGCGGACACUGCGAAUGGGGAAACGCCUACUUCGUUCUCUUGCACUGGUUUUCAGUUGUAUAGCUGUUUCUUCUUUGUCUUUCACUGGUCUUUCUGAAUUUGAUCGAGUUUGUGGGCAGUUUUAUACCUGCUUUUCUCUACAAUAACCAGGAACUGAUCGUCUCUGCUUCAACAGCAGUCAUGCUCUACAUUAUGGCAUCAUAUUUCAGAUGAUGCAAUGCAUCUCUCUUGGCAAUGUACUCAGCAACAAAUUUCGUUCCCUUAACUCUGUUGUCAAAUUUUGUUAAGUGAGGCAAUGAAACAUUCAGUGAAUCAAAAGAAAGAGUUUGUAUUGGUUUAAUAUGGUUUUAUACCAAGAAAAUACCAUUUUAUUGCUCUUGUUUAUCA